Molecule: messenger RNA, 1895 nt
Organism: Xenopus laevis (African clawed frog)
Lineage: Eukaryota; Metazoa; Chordata; Amphibia; Anura; Pipidae
Gene: cdyl2.L
Product: chromodomain protein Y like 2 L homeolog
Exons: 7
Coding region: 302-1795 (497 amino acids)
Biological process (GO): negative regulation of DNA-templated transcription
Cellular component (GO): nucleus
Molecular function (GO): transcription corepressor activity
Source: RefSeq, a predicted model, not a curated record
GCAUUAGUGCGCUGCGGUUCUGAGUGUUACCUCAGCGUCCCUCCCCCCUUGUCAUGCGAUGGUUCCGCCCACGUUAGCCCCGGCAGACAGCGCGCCCUCUGGUGGCUUUACCGUAACAGUGAGUAGGGCAAGAGCUGGGACUCCCCGUGACUGCUCCGCUCCACUCUGCUGAGCUCCAGAGCUGGUUCUCCCAGCCGCCGGUGUGUGUGUGAUUCUGCGCACACUGACACCCGGAGCCCUGUCAUUCUGCACAGUGAGCAGUCGGGAGAGAGUCCGGCGGAGAGCAGAGCCCGACUCCGGCAUGGCUUCAGGAGACCUAUACGAGGUUGAAAGAAUUGUUGACAAAAGAAAGAAUAAAAAAGGGAAGUGGGAGUACUUAAUUCGCUGGAAAGGAUAUGGCAGUAAUGAGGACACGUGGGAGCCAGAGCAUCACCUUCUACACUGUGAGGAAUUCAUUGAUAACUUUAAUGGACUCGAUGUGUCCAGAUCAAAAAAGACUAAAGGUGGAAAACCAACCAUUGUUGCAAAGCUUUUAGGAGGAUCUUCUUUACAGAAAAUGGCGAUAAGACCACCAGAGAAUGUGAGGUCAAAAGGUACAUCUCAGAGACGUAGGCAAAUACACUCCUUUUCAAAGCAGAAGAAGGUGUGCACAGCUAAAUAUUCUCCUGGGGACAGAGCUACAAAGACAGUUACUUAUAGAACUACUCCAAGCGGACUGCAAAUAAUGCCACUGAAAAAAACUGUAGAGAAUGGAGAUUCUGACAAUCACAAAGAAUCAAAGCAUUUUGAAAAUGCCUCUGAGCCCUGCAAAACUGACAAUGAUGACAAAAGGAAGCAAGACUUGGCACAUGGUUUAGAAGCACACAGUUCACCUAUUAUAAAUGGAAUAGGAGAAAGCUUGACUAAUGGAGAAUUGAAUCCCCACAGCCCAGUUAAGAGAAAGUUAGAUGUGGAAAAAGACUAUGUGUUUGAUAAAAGAUUAAGAUACAGUGUCCGCCAGAAUGAAAGUAACGGUCGAUUCCGGGACAUUGUGGUGAGGAAAGAAGAUGGUUUUACGCACAUUCUUUUGUCCAGUCAAACAUCAGACAACAAUGCAUUAACACCAGAUAUCAUGAAGGAAGUCCAAAGGGCUCUAUGCAAUGCUUCAUCGGAUGACAGCAAGCUACUGCUUCUUAGCGCUGUCGGCAGUGUAUUCUGUAGUGGCUUAGAUUAUUCAUAUCUUAUUGGAAGAUUAUCUGCAGACAGGAGAAAGGAGAGCUCAAGAAUUGCAGAGGCUAUAAGGGACUUUGUCAAGGCCUUUAUCCAGUUCAAGAAGCCUAUCGUGGUGGCUAUCAAUGGACCAGCACUUGGCUUAGGGGCAUCUAUUUUACCUCUAUGUGAUAUAGUUUGGGCGAGUGAGAAAGCCUGGUUUCAAACUCCUUAUGCCACCAUCCGCCUGACCCCUGCUGGUUGUUCAUCAUAUACAUUUCCUCAGAUUCUAGGUGUCGCUCUGGCAAAUGAAAUGUUAUUUUGUGGACGGAAGCUGACCGCACAAGAAGCCUGCAGCAGAGGACUUGUGUCGCAGGUGUUUUGGCCCACAACUUUUAGUCAAGAGGUGAUGUUGCGAGUCAAAGAAAUGGCUGCUUGCAGUGGAGUGGUUCUAGAAGAAUCGAAAUGCCUAGUCAGAAGUUUUCUGAAGUCUGUAUUGGAAGAUGUUAAUGAGCGAGAAUGCCAGAUGCUCAAGCAGCUAUGGAGCUCACCCAAAGGCUUAGACUCCUUAUUCAGCUACCUUCAGGACAAGAUUUACGAAGUCUGAUUAUGUUCUGUCAAUAAAGUGGUUUUCACUUCUACCUUCAAAUCUCUGGCUACCUUGAAAGUUGUUUGGGACAGGACAGUGUCUUUAUAUGCCCAAAAUU